Molecule: messenger RNA, 534 nt
Organism: Cyprinodon tularosa
Lineage: Eukaryota; Metazoa; Chordata; Actinopteri; Cyprinodontiformes; Cyprinodontidae
Product: ATP-dependent RNA helicase DDX39A-like
Exons: 3
Coding region: 149-472 (107 amino acids)
Biological process (GO): mRNA splicing, via spliceosome; mRNA export from nucleus
Molecular function (GO): RNA binding; RNA helicase activity
Source: RefSeq, a predicted model, not a curated record
CCGGGUCUCUGUUAGUGGGACGGUGGACGAGUCGUCUCACUGCCCGCUAACCGUGUCUCUGUUAGUGGGACGGUGGACGAGUCGUCUCACUCCCUGCUAACCGGGUCUCUGUUAGUGGGACGGUGAAUCGUAGCUUUCCUCAGCACGGAUGUUUCUCUCCAGGUUAUCCCGCUACCAGCAGUUUAAAGACUUCCAGAGGCGGAUCCUGGUGGCCACUAAUCUGUUCGGCCGAGGCAUGGACAUCGAGAGGGUCAACAUUGUCUUCAACUAUGACAUGCCCGAGGACUCGGACACGUACCUUCACAGAGUAGCGCGUGCCGGAAGGUUUGGGACCAAAGGCCUCGCCAUCACUUUUGUCUCAGAUGAAACAGACGCCAAGACUCUGAAUGAAGUCCAAGACCGCUUCGAGGUCAAUGUAGCUGAGCUGCCUGAGGAGAUCGAUAUCUCCUCCUACAUUGAACAGUCCAGAUGAGUCUGCGCUCUCCUACCAGUGGAGACUGAUCGUCUAUUGUUGCUCCAUUGUUGGCAAAAGGG